Messenger RNA from Heterostelium album PN500, 2781 nucleotides. RefSeq lists its product as uncharacterized. The coding region runs from base 1 to 2781 and encodes 926 amino acids. Gene Ontology annotation, molecular function: protein binding. The transcript has 5 exons. NCBI's taxonomy places the organism in Eukaryota, Evosea, Eumycetozoa, Acytosteliales, Acytosteliaceae. The record is from RefSeq and is a predicted model, not a curated record.
AUGAAUAAAGAAUUAUUUCUGAAAUCGAUUUCAAUGAAAUUACAAUCAACUUCAAUCCGAUUGUCAAGAAUCUCUCAUCAAUUAGCGAUCCAUUGGGAAUUAUCAAGUGGGUACAUCAACGCUUUAAAAAACUCUCCCAUUCAAAUGUUCAAUCAACCAAGUUUAUGCACCCAUUCAGCAAUUAGUAGAGCAGCCAGAGCCAACAACCUGGAAAUGGUGAAAUGGAUACACGAGAAUGGAGUUAAAGGAAGUCCUAGGGAAGCGAUAGACUACGCUUGUGAAAACAACAAUAUCGAGAUGGUCAAAAGGUUGAAUGAGAAUAGAACUGAAGGUGCUUCAUUUGUAUCGAUCGUUCACUCUAUUGCCAACAACAAUUUCGAAAUGUUUCAAUAUCUAUUGGAGAAUGUUUUCAACAGAAUCAUUCAUGACGAUCGCGAUGAAUCAUUUAUCUUUUAUUGCAGUAAUACCUCACAAGAAGCAAUGUCCAAUUCUUUCUUCAGUUUGAUCAAGCAACAUGACUUUACACUAGAUUGCUCAGGAUCUCAUAACUAUAGUAUUAGUAAAACGUUGGAAAUUGCCUCUCAGAAAGGAACUUAUGAUAUUUCCCAAAUUCUGGAUAUUUCUACCGAGAAAGGUUGUUUAGAUUUGGUCCGUAGUUACUUCGAGGUGGGCAAACUUGGUAAAAGUGAUAUCAUCGAUAUGCCAUUAUUUUAUGCGUUGUUCUAUGGCCACUUGAAUAUCGUAAAAUAUUUCAUCGAGAUUCAAAAGGAGAAAUGGGAUGCCUCACACCUUUCCUAUGCACUUGGCCGUGGUAACUUUGGUGUUGCUGACAUCUUUUUCGAAAAUACAGCAACAUCCGAAAUCAAAGAAAUUGUUAUUCCAGACCAUAUAGAUCAUACCGAAAAUAAUGAAUUAAUGGAUCAGUUUUUGGAAAACUAUCAAUAUAUCUUUGAUUCAAUUCAAUUAAAUCAAUAUCAAUCUUAUGAAUCAUAUACUUGGAAAGAUCUUCAACAAAGAUUCGAUUUGUUGAUCAAGUUUGGCUAUAUCGAUCAGUUUAAACUCUUUCUUAAAAAGUAUCAACAGAAUCGAGUGAACGAGGUGAAUAGUUUUUCAGUGAUCUACUACGAGUCGAUCAGAGUAUCAAUUAGAUUUGCAAAGUUAGAUAUAGUUAAAAUGCUUUUAGAAGAAUUUAAAUUCAAGUUAAGUGACUAUGUAAAACCAAGUAUCAUGAUGAGACAAGCAUCUCUAUCUGGAAGUUUGGAGAUGUUAUUGUUUUUAGAUCAACAAAGCUCAAUUGAUUGGCAACUCAGUGAUUAUAUUGAAGCUUUCAACAAAUCACCAAUCAAUUCAGAUCUUGAAGUUGUCAAGUGGCUAUAUGAUAAGUUAAAACCUGUAUUAAGAGAAAGUGGAAGCAAAAUGCAACUCAUUGAUAAAGAUAGUAUAUAUGAAUUGACAGCAAAGAAAGGAAAGACUGAUAUUUUCAAAUGGUUGAUGGAGUCUGAUUUAAAGAUUGAUAACUAUCAGGAUGUAAUUCAAGUUGCAUGUUCAAAUGGAAACAUUACAUUUCUCAACUAUUUAAUCGAUAAUUAUUCUAAUUUAAUCGAUUUCAAUGAAAUUACAAUCAACUUCAAUGAAAUUGCCAAGAAUCUCUCAUCAAUUAGCGAUCUAUUCGGAAUUAUCAAGUGGGUACAUCAACACUUCAACAAGUUCAUAUAUGCAACUGAUUUGAUGGAUAGUGCAUUAAAAAUUGGCUGUUUCGAUUCGAUUAAAUGGCUUCAUGAGAAUCGAACUGAAGGCUUCACUCAUGGUGGUAUGAAGAGUAUAUUCAAAUGUUCUUUGGAAACAUUGAACUGGAUCAAAAUGAAUAGAUCCGAAAGGUUUCCAACUGAAGCAGUCGACUAUGCUGGUUUUGGAUCUUUGGAAAAGUUGAAAUGGCUUCACGAGAAUUCAACAAAUGGUUUCACUGAAAAAGCAAUUGAAAAUGCAGCAUUCGCCAACAAGUUUGAUUCAGUUAAAUAUUUACAGUUCAAUCAACCAAGUUUAUGCACCCAUUCAGCAAUUAGUAGAGCAGCCAGAGCCAACAACCUGGAAAUGGUGAAAUGGAUACACGGGAAUGGAGUUGAAGGAAAACGAAAAGAUACGAUCGACUAUGCUUGUGAAAACAACAAUAUCGAGAUGGUCAAAUGGUUGAAUGAGAAUACAACCGAAGGUGUCUCAUAUAUAUCGAUCGUUCAUUCCAUUAUCAACAAUAAUUUCGAAAUGUUUCAAUAUCUAUUGGAGAAUGUUUUUGGCAAAAUCGUUCAUAAGGAUCGCGAUGAACCAUUUAUCUUUUGCUGCAACAAUACCUCACAAGAAGCAAUGUCCAAUUAUUUCUUCGGUUUGAUGGAACAACAUUUCUUUACACAAUAUGCCUCGGGAUCUCAUUAUAUUUCUAAUAUAGUCGAGGUUGCUUCUGAGAAAGGUUGUUUAGAUUUGGUCCGUAGUUACUUCGAGGUGGGCAAACUUGGUAAAAGUGAUAGCAUCGAUAUGCCAUUAUUUUAUGCAGCUCUCUACAACCACUUGGAUAUCGUAAAAUAUUUCAUCGAAAUUCAAAAGGAGAAAUGGGAUGCCUCACAUCUUUCCUAUGCACUUGACAUGGGUAACUUUGGUGUGGUUGACUUUUUUUUCGAAAAUACACCAACAUCCGAAUUCAAUGAAAUUGUUAGUCCAGUUCAAACAGAUCAUAACGAUUCAACUAAUCAGUUUUUUGAAAAUUAUCAGUAUAUCUUUGGCAUAAAGUAA